Molecule: messenger RNA, 459 nt
Organism: Saccostrea echinata
Lineage: Eukaryota; Metazoa; Mollusca; Bivalvia; Ostreida; Ostreidae
Exons: 4
Coding region: 86-388 (100 amino acids)
Biological process (GO): proton motive force-driven ATP synthesis
Molecular function (GO): proton transmembrane transporter activity
Source: RefSeq, a predicted model, not a curated record
UUUAAGGAACUCCUCGGGAGUUAACCUUGUCAUCGGUUUUUGAGGCCAUUCCAGUGUUGAUUGACCUUCCACGACUAAAAAAAUCAUGUCGUUUAAAUACUGGAAACAUGUUCCAGGUGUUUCUCCUGGUCUAAAGACUGCAAGAUAUUUUGCCCUUACUUUGGGAGUAGUGUAUGGCUUUAGGAAGAAGAAGGAACUGCAAGCUUAUGAAGAAGUUUUCCAGGAAGACCAGAUGAGAAUUAAGAUGGCCAUUAAGAGACUAGACAAAGAUAUUGGCUGGCUCAAAUACUAUGAUGAAAUGAAUGACUUAGCCUAUGAUUUAGGAGUCCCUAACAGAGUUGUACAUGCAGAUCGACCUUUAACACCACAGUUUAUGCAAGAAGAUUAACAGCACAUCAUAGACUUAUAAUAAUUUUUGUUUCUCUUUACAUUUCAAGUAAAAUAUGUGAUUCUUGUAAA